This is a messenger RNA of Brassica rapa (field mustard), 1019 nucleotides long. Its product is annotated as gamma-interferon-responsive lysosomal thiol protein. Gene Ontology annotation, molecular function: oxidoreductase activity, acting on a sulfur group of donors, disulfide as acceptor. Lineage: Eukaryota; Viridiplantae; Streptophyta; Magnoliopsida; Brassicales; Brassicaceae. The record is from RefSeq and is a predicted model, not a curated record.
UAUCUUCACCUCUUUCGCUCUGAACAUUGAAGAUAUCGAAUAGUAUUCCCUGUCUUUGCAUCGAUGAUGACAAGCAAACUUCUUCUCCUAGUCUGCUACGUUUCUCUUCUCUGCCUUGUAUCAUCGUCAUCAUUAUCAUCUGACCUUUCUGGAAAAUCUCAACCAUCUUCGUCGAAAGUCUCUCUGGGCCUGUACUAUGAAUCUCUCUGUCCGUACUGUUCUUCCUUCAUAGUUAACCACCUCACAAAGCUCUUCGAAGACGGUCUCAUAUCAAUCGUGGACCUCCAUCUGUCUCCCUGGGGCAACUCCAAGCUCCGCUCCGAUAAUGUCACCGUCCUUUGCCAGCACGGUGCGUAUGAAUGCUUCUUGGACACAGUAGAAGCUUGUGCGAUUGAUGUUUGGCCUGAAUUGAGGGAUCAUUUUCCGUUCAUCUACUGUGUUGAGAGUUUGGUGAUUGAGCACAAGUACAAAAAGUGGGAGACUUGUUAUGAGAAGCUCAAUCUGAGUUCAAAACCUGUUGCUGAUUGCCUCAGCAGUGGACAUGGAAAAGAGCUUCAGUUGCAAUAUGCUGCCGAAACGAGUGCACUUGAGCCGCCUCAUAAAUACGUGCCUUGGGUUGUAGUAAAUGGUCAGCCACUUUAUGAGGAUUAUGAAAACUUCAUAAGCUACAUCUGCAAGGCGUACAAAGGUAACAAAGUGCCUAGCGCGUGCGCCAAAUAUUCUUCCAUUCGCAGCCUCAAAGUGAAUCGCUUCCCUAUUGUUUGCCGGAAAGGAGUCAAUACGAUGUGGGAAUUGUUGGAACGUACCAAGACCUCUUUGCUGUCGUACCUCACAGGCCUGCUUUAAACACCGUCUCUUUAUUUUGUGCUGUGUAGCAUGAUACCCUGAAAAGCUUAUAUAGAUUCUCAGAUAUGAUGAAUAUGUAUGGUUUAUAUAUCAGAAUGUAUGUUUGUUGGGUCGUGUGAGUGACUCUGGUCUUGAGAUAUUAAAUGGAACAAUUCUUUUGCAAAUUAAGUAUA